AAAUAAUCUCUGAUUUCUCGAUCUCUGUAAUUUCCUUUGCAAUUCCGAUCAUCAACAAUGGCGGCGAUAAUUAGCAUCGUCACAAUGUUAAUGGCAUUUCUCACAACGUCGAUGGCGGUGGUUGCGAUGUCGCCGCCGCCGACGGGAUGCGCCACCAGAGAGCUGCUCUUGCUCUCGCCAUGUCUGCCUUUCAUCUCUGCUCCGCCGAACAAUCUAUCCGAUACGGUUCCCUCGGCGUGCUGUGAGGCAUUCUCCUCCGCUUAUAGUUCCGGCGGCGGGAUUUGCCUCUGUUAUUUUCUUCGUGAGCCUCAGAUUUUGGGCUUCCCGUUGAAUCGCACGAAGCUGAUUGCUCUGUCUUCGUUUUGUCCUCUCAAUGGUGAAAGUGGAAUGUAUUUGGAGAAGAGUAGUUCUCUGGACUCGAUCUGUGCUGCUUCACGAACUUUGCCUCCUCUUCACAGCUCGAGGAUUCCAAGAAUCCAAGAGCCGGAUAGUCCUGCUGACGAGAAUAUACCAGCUCCUGAUAUGGGCUUACCACCAUCCGCAACCGUAUCGCCGUCAGCACCUGCAGAUGAACCGCCGCCAUCUCUGUCAUCUGCUACAACCAAACGUUUUUCAUUGGCAAAAGAUUGUAUUGGUUUGUUCUUUUCAGGUUCACUCUUCCUUAUCCACAUUUCGUCCAUUUUAGAGCAGCUUUUUGAUGCACUUUGUAUCGCUGUGUAACCAU
Benincasa hispida (wax gourd) is the source of this 724-nucleotide messenger RNA. RefSeq names its product Bifunctional inhibitor/lipid-transfer protein/seed storage 2S albumin superfamily protein. Lineage: Eukaryota; Viridiplantae; Streptophyta; Magnoliopsida; Cucurbitales; Cucurbitaceae. The record is from RefSeq and is a predicted model, not a curated record.